Molecule: messenger RNA, 2607 nt
Organism: Cladophialophora yegresii CBS 114405
Lineage: Eukaryota; Fungi; Ascomycota; Eurotiomycetes; Chaetothyriales; Herpotrichiellaceae
Exons: 2
Coding region: 1-2607 (868 amino acids)
Biological process (GO): monoatomic anion transmembrane transport; phosphate ion transport; polyphosphate metabolic process
Cellular component (GO): membrane
Molecular function (GO): phosphate transmembrane transporter activity
Source: RefSeq, a predicted model, not a curated record
AUGAAGUUCUCACACAGUAUUCAGUUCAACGCCGUGCCUGACUGGAGCAGUCACUACAUCGCCUACAGCAAUCUCAAAAAGCUCAUCUACACUCUCGAGAAGCAAAUCAACCGACAGCCGGGCGAAGCGCAGACACAGGAAGAUGAGGAGAACACAGCUCUGCUGGGCGGAUCGCUCGACCCGGACACCAUCUUCAAGCGCAUGCUGGACUCGGAGCUGGACAAGGUGUGCUCCUUCUAUCGCUUAAAGGAGCUGGAGAUCUUCGGCGAACUUGAUCACCUGUUGAAAGAUGCAGAGAACUAUAAAGCCGAGACGCGUGAUCUGGACAUGGACGCCGUGGUCGAGACGGAGAAUCGAAGGAAAGCCCAGCGCUCGUCGAGUAUUUUCAACGUCCCCUUCCGGCGGAAGAGAAGGACCUCGACCAUGAGCAUCAGCUUCGAGGAGCCCGAGGGCUUUGACAGCGAUAGUGACGCUGAAGACAAUGCCGCCAUGAUCAAGAAGAAGAAGCCGUCGACAACGGGGAGGCCGAGGAGCAAAUCCGCCUGGGACGGCGAGGCAUCGGCCCAUUCAGCCAUGGCCGACUCGCGCGACGAUCUGAGAUCUCUUGAUUCACCCACGUUCCUGAGAAGGAAACCGAGUCUCGCCAUGGAGAUGGAGGCUUCCGAGCCUGGUCAGCUGUCAGCACUCUACGACUCGGGCAUCAAUCUGAAAAAGCGGACAAUCAGCCUAUACGUCUCGCUGUGUGAGCUGAAGUCGUUCAUCCAGCUCAACCAGACCGGCUUUAAGAAAGCCGCGAAAAAGUACGACAAGGUCUGCAACCGCGACAUCCGGAAGGACUACAUGGAGAAGUCGGUCAAUCCAUCAUAUCCCUUCCAAGAGAAGACCAUGGUCCAUCUGGACGAGAACAUCGCCAAAAUCGAGAAGAUCUACGCCGACGUUGUCACGAAAGGCGACCAGGCCAUGGCGAGGAGAGAACUGCGGCUUCAUCUUCGCGAGCAUGUCGUCUGGGAACGAAACACCGUGUGGCGCGAGAUGAUUGGCAUUGAACGGAAAGCUCAAGCGGCCAACUUUGGUAUCAGGCAGACUCUCCUGGGCGGGGUGCAAGAUCCGUCCAAAGCUCGAUUACAAGGCGAUCGCGAAGCCAUCGAGACCAAGGAGUUUGUCACCCCCGUUGGACGCUACCGGUGUCCGAAGUGGCUGUUCAGCGGCACCUUCUUCGCCCUGGUUGGCAUCCUCGCGAUAUUCCUGGCCCUGCUGUACGUGCCGAUCAUGAAGAAACCCGAACAGCAAAACUGUCUGGCCAUGCUGGUCUUUGUCUCCCUCCUCUGGGCCACGGAAGUGAUACCCCUGUUCGUCACCUCCCUGCUCAUCCCCUUCCUCGUGGUCGUCCUGCGGAUCAUGCGCUCCGACGACAAACCUCAUCAACGACUGGACUCGAAAGCCGCGACAAAGGCCGUGUUCGCGGCAAUGUGGACGCCCGUCAUCAUGCUCCUGUUGGGAGGAUUCACGAUCGCGGCCGCGCUCUCGAAAUACCACAUCGCCAAGAUGAUGGCCACAUUUGUGCUCAGCAAGGCCGGCACCAAGGCCCGCAACGUGCUGAUCACCAACAUGUUCGUGGGCAUGUUUCUGAGCAUGUGGAUUUCGAAUGUUGCGGCCCCGGUGCUGUGUUUCAGCAUCAUUCAACCCAUGUUGCGCAACUUACCUAGUGACAGCAACAUGUCCAAGGCGUUGAUCUUGGGAAUCGCACUGGCGAGCAAUAUCGGUGGAGCAGCCUCCCCGAUCGCCAGCCCCCAGAACAUCAUCGCCCUGCAGAACAUGAAACCCGCGCCGAGCUGGGGGGUGUGGUUCUUCAUCGCCCUCCCCGUGUGCAUCUUGAGCAUCGUGCUCAUCUGGCUUUUAUUACUUGUCACCUUCAAGCCCGGCAAGGGCACGACCAUCGUCCCGAUCCGCCCCAUGAAAGACAGCCUGAACGGCGUCCAAUAUUUCAUCAUCUUCGUCACUUUGGUGACUAUCGUCUUGUGGUGCACGAGCCACCAGUUGGAGAGCGUGUUCGGGGAUAUGGGCGUCAUCGCGAUCAUCCCGCUGGUCCUCUUCUUCGGCACGGGCAUCCUCACCAAAGAAGACUUUAACAACUUCCUGUGGACCAUCAUCAUCCUCGCGGCGGGCGGGCUGUCGCUCGGGCGCGCCGUAUCGUCCUCGGGCCUGUUGCACACCAUCGCCCGCUCCAUCACGGAACAGGUCGACAACCUGUCCAUCUACGGCGUGCUCGUCGUGUUCGCGGCCUUGGUCCUCGUCGUCGCUACAUUCAUCUCCCACACGGUGGCCGCGCUGAUUAUAUUGCCGCUAGUCCAGCAGGUCGGCCAGGGAAUGAAGGAACCGCAUCCGAAUCUGUUAGUUAUGGGCGCAGCCUUGAUGUGCAGCGCCGCCAUGGGCUUGCCGACGAGCGGAUUUCCAAAUAUGACUGCAAUCAUGAUGGAAGUCCCCGAGACAGGCGUGCGGUAUUUGCGCGUCAAGCACUUUUUGACCCGCGGCGUGCCUGCGAGCAUCAUCACCUUUGCCAUCGUCAUCACCGUGGGAUACGGGCUGAUGAUGGCGGCUGGGCUUUGA